Messenger RNA from Triticum dicoccoides, 1389 nucleotides. Its product is annotated as ATP-dependent zinc metalloprotease FTSH 5, mitochondrial-like. Gene Ontology annotation, cellular component: chloroplast. The transcript is spliced from 3 exons. The coding region runs from base 1 to 1389 and encodes 462 amino acids. Gene Ontology annotation, molecular function: ATP binding; metalloendopeptidase activity; ATP hydrolysis activity. NCBI's taxonomy places the organism in Eukaryota, Viridiplantae, Streptophyta, Magnoliopsida, Poales, Poaceae. The record is from RefSeq and is a predicted model, not a curated record. Gene Ontology annotation, biological process: protein import into chloroplast stroma; proteolysis.
AUGGCUGAAAAUCUCGAAAACACAGAAGUUGGUAAAUCUGGUGGUAAAUCUGGUGGUUUGAAUGAAGUGGCCAUGGAGAUAAGCACAAAAUUCAGUGACGUAAAGGGGGUUGAUGAAGCCAAGGCUGAGCUUGAGGACAUAGUUCACUACCUACGAGAUCCCAAGCAUUUCACACGCCUUGGUGGCAAGCUUCCAAAGGGUGUUUUGCUUAUGGGCCCGCCUGGCACAGGGAAGACCAUGUUGGCAAGGGCUGUGGCCGGGGAAGCCGGCGUCCCCUUUUUUCCGUGCAGCGGCAGUGAUUUUGAGGAGGUCUAUGUAGGUCUUGGGGCUAAGAGAGUGAGGGACCUCUUUCAUGCAGCAAAGCAGCUGUCUCCUUGCAUAAUUUUCAUCGAUGAAAUUGAUGGGAUUGGUGGGCGCAGACACGCAGGAGGUUCAAUGUCGCAGAGGCAGACCCUGAACCAGCUGCUUGUUGAGAUGGAUGGCUUCAAGCAGAAUGACGGGAUCAUCGUGGUCGCGGCGACCAACUUCCCCGAGUCAUUAGAUAGCGCCCUUGUCAGGCCUGGGCGUUUUGACCGUCAAGUCAAUGUCCCUAUUCCAGAUGUUGAGGGCCGACGACAGAUCCUUGAGGCUUACAUGUCAAAAGUGUCUACAGGCAAGGGUGUGGAUGCAAUGACCAUUGCGAGGGGAACGCCUGGGUUUUCAGGUGCAGACCUUGCAAGCCUAGUGAACGAUGCCGCUCUCAAGGCUUCCACGGAUGGGGCAAGUGCUGUUGGGACUGAUCACUUCGAGUACGUCAAGGACAAGAUCCUCAUGGGCAGCAAGCGCAAGUCGUUGGUGGUAUCUGAACAAUCCAGGAAGAAGACUGCGUACCACGAGGGUGGGCACGCCCUUGUUGCUAUCCUCACAGACGGUGCUGAACCUGUCCACAAGGUCACCAUUGCGCCCAGAGGAAAUACUCUCGGUAUGGUGGCGCAGCUGCUGGGGGAAGACAGUGAGCUGGAACUCUCCAAGAAGCAGUUGCUGGCGAUGCUGGAUGUGUGCAUGGGAGGGCGAGUGGCUGAGGAGCUUAUAUUUGGAGAGGCCGGGAUCACCACUGGUGUCUCAUCUGACCUAAGCAAGGCGACUCAAUUGGCGAAAGCCAUGGUCACCAGGUAUGGUAUGAGCAACCGGGUCGGCUUUGUUUCGUACGGCAAUGACGGUGAUGGUGGCACUGGCGUGACAACGGCCCUGGUUGAUGAGGAGAUAAAAGCAUUAUUGGAUAACGCUUACCGGAACGCAAAAACGAUUCUCACGGAGCACGACAAGGAGCUCCAUGCGCUAGCAAAUGCCCUCCCGGAGCAUGAAACUCGCACUGGUGACCAGAUCAAGGAACUAGUUUCGACACACUAG